Messenger RNA from Macrosteles quadrilineatus (aster leafhopper), 1599 nucleotides. RefSeq lists its product as uncharacterized. The transcript has a single exon. The record is from RefSeq and is a predicted model, not a curated record. The coding region runs from base 1 to 1599 and encodes 532 amino acids. Lineage: Eukaryota; Metazoa; Arthropoda; Insecta; Hemiptera; Cicadellidae.
AUGCCAUAUGCAUUACAAGAAAAAGUAGAGAAAGAACUUGAACGACUGGAAACUUUGGGUAUAAUCACACAAGUCGAAUCAUCUGAUUGGGGCACACCAAUUGUUCCGGUCGUCAAACCAAAUGGUUCAGUCAGAAUAUGCGCUGAUUAUAAGGUGACAUUGAACAAAGUCAUCAAAGACGAACACUACCCUAUACCUCGGAUCGACGAUAUCAUGUCAAAGAUGCAUUGUGGAAAGAUAUUUUGUACUCUUGAUAUCAGUAAUGCAUACUUGCACCUGGAGAUGGACGAAAACAGUGCCAUAAUGCAAACAAUCAGUACUCAUAAAGGGCUGUUUAAGGUGAACCGAUUAAUGUUUGGAGUAAAAGUGGCACCCUUGUUAUGGCAGAGAUUCAUGGACAAAACAUUACAUGGCUUAGAAGGUGUACAAUGUUUCUUCGAUGAUGUCAUUAUCCAAGGAUCUAACCGGGAACAGCUUCUUCGCCGACUGAAACAGGUGUUCGAACGACUGAAGACAAACGAUUUGAGGCUAAAUAGAGACAAAUGCAAGUUUUUCCAGACGAAAAUUGAGUAUUUAGGUCAUGUGAUCGAUAGCAAAGGGCUACAUAAGUCAGAUACCAAGAUACAGAGCAUUCUGAAAUGUAAAAGGCCAGAAAACGUUUCUGAACUCCGAACUUUCUUGGGCCUAGCAAAUUAUUACAACAAAUUCAUAAAGAAUUUGGCAACACUACUACAUCCGAUGAACCUACUGCUACGAAAAGGAAAUCCUUUCAAUUGGAAUUCAUCUUGUGAAAAGAGUUUUCAGAAGAUUAAGGAAAUUAUCACAAGUGACGAUGUUUUGGUUCACUUUGAUCCUAGCUUACCUCUGGUCUUAGCUACUGAUGCUUCACCGGUAGGUGUGGGAGCCGUUCUGUCUCACCGCUAUAGCAAUGGAACGGACAGACCAAUUGCCUUCGCCUCUCGAUCUUUAACAAAAUCAGAGCAAAAAUACUCUCAAAUCGACAAGGAAGCCUUGGGAAUAUAUUGGGGCCUGAAAAAGUUUUUCCCAUUUUGUUAUGGCCGCAAGUUUACUUUGAUUACAGACCACAAACCGCUAGUCUCAAUUUUUAAUCCAGCAAAGACCUUACCAACAAUCUCGGCAACACGGAUAUUCAACUAUGCUCACUUUCUCUCCGGGUUCAACUAUGACAUAGAGUACAGGCAAACUGCUCAUCAUAGCAAUGCAGAUUAUCUCUCACGUUUCCCUACCGAAGUUGUACAAGAAAAUGCAAUAGAUGACCUCUCUAAGUACCACAUAAACCAACUAGAAACACUUAAUGUCAACAGUACCGUGGUGGCUAAGGAAACUAUCAACGAUUCUGUGUUGGGUCCAGUCCUACAGGCCUUAAAAUCAGGACAAUCUGUCGAACAAUAUGGAUUUCACGAUAACGAACUGUCCAUUCAAGAUGAUUGUGUACUGAAGGGCUGGAGAGUCAUGAUACCUCAAUCCCUCAAACCUCACGUGCUUCGAGUAUUACACGUAGCUCAUUUAGGAGAAAUAAAAAUGAAGGCUUUAGCUCGCAGUUUUUGCUGGUGGAAAAGUAUAGACAACAGAUGGUAG